This is a messenger RNA of Brienomyrus brachyistius, 8100 nucleotides long. Its product is annotated as testis-specific gene A8 protein-like. The record is from RefSeq and is a predicted model, not a curated record. The transcript has 7 exons. NCBI's taxonomy places the organism in Eukaryota, Metazoa, Chordata, Actinopteri, Osteoglossiformes, Mormyridae. Bases 3713 to 4807 code for a protein of 364 amino acids.
AAUAGUAAAUUGUUUUAAGGAUCUUUCCAAUUUCUUUUAAUUCGUGGUUAGAAAGAUCCAUGUUUUCCUGAACUGAUAUUCUUUUUCUUUAAGUUUGCUGCAUACUUUAGUGUUUUUAUUUCCGCACAGUCUUUAAUGCCGUGGUUGAAACGACAGUGACAUUAAGGCUACGGGCAGCUCUGCAGUCCUUCCAGAAUAAUAAAAUCGAGGUGUGAUUCCCUGAUAGGAUCUCGCAGCUGAAUCCUUUACCUCUUUUCCACACCUACUGUGACAGUGCAGACAGGGAACUGGUUCCCACUCCUGAGAACCGGCCCUAGUUUCCAGUGGCUGGAAACAUGUAUAAUAGAUAGAGAAUAUGCACACCACCUUGGGCAUGUAAUAUUUUAAGUUCAUUAAACAACUUUGACAGAGAAUGUUUAGGCUAAUGUAUCAUGUAGGCUGUUGUCAUAAUACACCCAUAUAAAGUGCCUUUGGUUGCUAUAUGAAAAUAUAUGGAAUUGCUGAUGUUAACUUAAGUGCCGAUUCAUAAGUUAGCAUUAAUUGAAACAUUGUUCUUUAUAAAACAUAAAAUGGAUGGAUGGAUAGCUAGUUACAUUACAAAGCAUUACUAAUAUAACUAUUUGCAGAAUUUUUUUUUUUACUGUGUAAAUUUUGCAGCUAUGCAGAAAGACAGGCAUCACCCGUUGUUAGGGCACAUUCACGAACAGGCCAUUGGUGAGACAUAAUAGUGCCUGGAUUCAAUCAGACGCAGUUCAUCCAUUUGCCUACAUAUGUCACCGCCUCCACCAUAUACUCCGGAGAGCUGGUACCAGUUUUCGAUUUGUGUGCCCGUAAGGAAGCAAGUGCGCUUUGGAAGCUGGCUACCAAAAACGGAAUACAGAACUGUGUGGCACUUUGAAACAUUUUCCAUCUUGUGUAUUUUGAGUGUUUUUGUAGUUUUGGAAGCUUUUUUUAAAAUAUUUGUUCUGUACUACGAAUGUCGCCUGUUCUCUUCAGUUCUAAUUUCUUCAUGUUUUCAGCAAACGCUAAAAUCAAACGUAAAGUCAAACUCUAGGAGUGACAAGCGUGGCUCUGCUGAGGUUUUCCGCCAUUGUGGCCCCCCUGACAUGCCCCCAUCAUGAGAUCAGCUUCUGACAGCCAGUUCUCUUGGUACUGUGCCGGGCUACUUUUCCAGGUACUGCACCAGUUGAUUGGUAAAGAAAAAGCACGGAACCAGUUGCCAAUUAGGCACGGACUCUGCCCCCGCAGCGCACUGACGGAAGAGAGGUCCGUGUGAACCUCCUCGCCCUGGUUUCCCCUUCUGGCCCGUCUUUACAUGCUCUCACACGACUGUGGCAUCCAGUUUCUUUAGUUGCUCUGAAAGACAGUAAAGUCCUGUUGUUCUUAUCUUCUGGUUCCAACUGUGUGCAGUAUACAGGCUGCUGAUUUCACAAGCUCAUUUUAGCAGUUGUGUUAUUCAUAACACUGUCACUUCACUACUGGAGGAGUCUAGGUCCAUGUGUCCCAAGCGGUGUCCUCCCUCUGUCCACUUAAGGGGAAAUCUGCUAUGCUACCAUUCUUAGGGUCCAGAGUGGCUGAGGAUAUUACCAGAGGGGCAGGAAUUAUAACCAUAAGAUGCUGUAGGCAUACUACUGUAAAUGCAUUUGGCUUCACGGUUGUGUGUCCUGGCUGGGGUUCGGAGCCCUAUGUUUAUGAGCUUUGCUGUACGUGUUAAUCCACAAGAUGCAGAGAUUGCUGACUUAAGUGUGCUCCUGGUCUGUUUAAGCUGCACUGACAGGAAGUGUAUUCGUAGAAACAUCAUACAUAUGCACUGGACCAACGAGGUUAAAAAGAACAUGGUCUGCAGUGAUCAUGCACUAUUUUGUUUUGCGUUUUUCUUUCUGAAUAUUUCCACCAAUCGAGGGUUCUUUACAUUCCAGUGUGUGGGCCUGCCUUUGUCACUUGUCUGUAAGUUCAGACUCAGGGCUGCUUGUUUUUCAGCUUCACCAGCUCCCUUUUUGUGCUGUAUCUAAAUGGUAAUAAUCUGAUGUCUUGCUGCAGAUCUGUCAGUAAGGAAUACGAGCUGGCAUUAGUGGAAUGAGACAGCCAGUCUCGCAGUGAAGUGCACGUGUUGCUGAUCUGCUUCCGUCUGUCUCGUUUUGGUACUGCAUGGGUUUGUCAUUUUAUACUUGGAUUGACCACUUUUUGCAUAACUGGGAUUUAUGAAGUGCAACCAUUGUAGGAAGUCUUUUAAGGAGACAAGUGCUUCCUGUAAAUCGCUUGGUUAUUUUGCCAUGCGUGGCAUCAUGUGACCCACCGGGAUGGAGGGCCUUUGCUCUCCUCAAAGCGUGGACGGGCUGUACUGGAAAGCCUGUACAGCAGGGAUGGGAAUCAGUCAUUUUCCCUCAAGUCAAAGUUUUUCCAUCGUUUUUACAGUCAAGUCACAAGGUAUCAAAUUUGUGACUCGUCCAAGUUGGGUUGUGAGUCAUGUAACUUGAGUCCCUACCUAUGUCAGUUUUUUACCUUUAGUGAUUAAAACUCGCUGCAGCAAAAACAAGACAUUUUUUAGGCAGAGAGAUUGCAUCCACUCAUGGUUGUCUUCGCACAGUUUUUACGUCUGCGUAUAUGCAGAUAGUUUGCUGGAAGGAUGUAUCAUGAUCUCAGGAGAUCUUGCUUUCAGCCAAUUGAAAAUGCAGACAGCCGAGAAUUAAUGUACACUGAAAUUAUGAAAUUAAAAUUAUGGUAUCCAGAAGGGGGACUGUAACCUCAUGUCUUCUCAAGUCAUAGGAUCCAAAUCGUGUCCAAGUCUCAAGUAAUUGUCCUCAAGUCCAAGUCGAGUCCAAUUCUUUCCAUCAGUUUUGCCGAGUCAAGUCACAAGUGACUUGAGUCCAAGUCGAGUCAGUGCCUCGAGUUUCCACCUCUGCUGUACAGGUAGAAUUCAUACGACUGCUGAGUGCUGAACUUAAACCAAGGUCUCCUGAAUUGGAGACUGAAAGUGCACAUGCUAAUACAUGCUAACCUUGCAGCACAGCAAGGCAUCAUUCGGUUCUGUGUACCCACCUAGGUGGACUGAGCUGUGUAUGAGGCUCCUUUCCUCCAUACUAUCAGCCACAAAACUCCAUCCCAAGUUCAGUCACAUGGAAACAUCCCACCUAGUUCUGUAUUAACAGACUCUGGUGGUUCGGUAGUCACCUGGUCAGUGUGGGCCUCCUGCAGCAGACUGUGAGGGCAUCCCUUCUGCCUUUGACUGUUUACAUAGGAACCCGCAGAGGAAGGUAACAUUCUCAGUCGCUGAACAUAUUCUGAGUGGCUUCCUGUGGCAUGUGUGCAUAGAUCAUGUUGGGCUGCUGACUGUUCAGGCCUGAGUGACAGACAGGCUGGAAUCGGUGAUACUUUAGUCGUUGUGUUUCCUGGGGAGUUUAACGGUGAAAUCCAUCCAUCUGUGCAGUCGUACACACAUCAGCACAUCACAGCUGUGUGAGCUAAGCCCCUCUAUGCCUGUCAUAAGAACAGUGGUGCCCGGUAGGGCUACCUUACCUUUUCUUGUUGUUUUAAACCCCAGGGCUAGGUUGAUGUCUGUUGUGCAGCCGUGUAUCUUUACCCUGGGUGUUGGAGUUGCAGCCUCGUUACGGGGAGCAGUUUCAACCCACCCUGGGCCUGCGGCUCUUUAUUUCCAGUCUUUCUGCCCCCUCCCCCACUGGCCUGAGCCUCUGCUGAGGCUGUUGCAGGCAGGAUGUUGAUCUGGGUUAGUGUGAGUGAGGAAGGCAGUGGGGUGACGCAGCAGCUAUGUCGCCUGGGGGGAUACCCCAGGACUUCCGGCCCGGCUUGCCCUGGCGCAGCUGUGUGGCCAGCCUACCCUGAAACCGGCACUCAGGUGGCCCGGUGCAGUGCUGCUGUGUGGCCAGCCUACCCUGAAACCGGCACUCAGGUGGCCCAGUGCAGUGCUGCUGUGUGGCCAGCCUACCCUGAAACGGGCGCUCAGGUGGCCCGGUGCAGUGCUGCUGUGUGCCCAGCCUACCCUGAAACGGGCGCUCAGGUGGCCCGGUGCAGUGCUGCUGUGUGGCCAGCCUACCCUGAAACGGGCGCUCAGGUGGCCCGGUGCAGUGCUGCUGUGUGGCCAGCCUACCCUGAAACGGGCGCUCAGGUGGCCCGGUGCAGUGCUGCUGUGUGGCCAGCCUACCCUGAAACGGGCGCUCAGGUGGCCCGGUGCAGUGCUGCUGUGUGGCCAGCCUACCCUGAAACGGGCGCUCAGGUGGCCCGGUGCAGUGCUGCUGUGUGCCCAGCCUACCCUGAAACGGGCGCUCAGGUGGCCCGGUGCAGUGCUGCUGUGUGGCCAGCCUACCCUGAAACGGGCGCUCAGGUGGCCCGGUGCAGUGCUGCUGUGUGGCCAGCCUACCCUGAAACGGGCGCUCAGGUGGCCCGGUGCAGUGCUGCUGUGUGGCCAGCCUACCCUGAAACGGGCGCUCAGGUGGCCCGGUGCAGUGCUGCUGUGUGGCCAGCCUACCCUGAAACGGGCGCUCAGGUGGCCCGGUGCAGUGCUGCUGUGUGGCCAGCCUACCCUGAAACGGGCGCUCAGGUGGCCCGGUUCAGUGUUGCUGUGUGGCCAGCCUACCCUGAAACCGGUGCUCAGGUGGCCCGGUGCAAUGCUGCUCUGUGUCCAGCCUACCCUGAAACGGGCGCUCAGGUGGCCCGGUGCAGUGCUGCUGUGUGGCCAGCCUACCCUGAAACGGGCGCUCAGGUGGCCCGGUUCAGUGUUGCUGUGUGGUCAGCCUACUCUGAAACGGGCGCUCAGGUGGCCCGGUGCAAUGCUGCUCUGUGCCCAGCCUAACCUGAAACGGGCGCUCAGGUGGCCCAAUGUGGCGUGGUGUGGCUGUGUGAGCAGCCUAAUCUGAAGCCAAGGCUCAGGUGGCCCAGUGGAGCCAGAAAGCAGAACACGGUCGAGCUUCCGGACUACGCUGAGCAAAUACUCAGUGACAGUGCUGCUGUAGGGUGUCCACAUGGCCAUUUGUCGUUGAAAUUGACUAAGAAGUUCCUGCCAAGUGUGCUUUAUUUUUUUAAAUUUUGAUUGGGGGGGGGGUUAAGGUUGGGUUCCCAGUUUAUUCUGGGGGAAGUGUGUCCCUAGUUCCUGAGUACUGAGUUACUUAGUGUGUGUCUAGUGUCUCACGGGGGUGCGUUACAAAAAAUUUAAAUAAUUUUCCAGUUAUUCAUAAUGAUGAUUUGAAUUAAUGUUUAUCUAUAUUUUGGUGAUGAACAUUUUUAAACCGAGCUUCGUGAAGGUGUUUGUAAAGUGCUGUUUAGGAACUGAUUGUUUACAUGGCAAGUUUCACUUCCCUGAGGAGGUCUUAUGUAUGUGCAACUUUUAAAAUGACUAAAAAUUGCAGUGGGGGUAAAACACAGCAGUUGUUUUUGUAAUUUAAUGUUACUAUUUUGUAAUCUGAUUCCUUUUUAUUGGAACCAAAUUGGUUUUAUGAUAAGCAUAUAUGGAACUCUGGAAAAUGACGUUCCUCCUGACUCCACCUAGCAUGAAUGAACCAAAAAUGAGCCGAGGAGCCACCUAGCAUUGGCUGUGUGGUUUAGUUAGGUGAUAGCAUGGCUGUUGGUUGUUUGCAAGGCAUUAGCCAGGUGGUAACAUGGCCAGCAGGCGAUGGCGUUAGCCACGCUAGCACCCUACUGUCUGGCGUGUUAGCUAGGCCCUAGCAUGGCUGUCUAGCGUGUUAGCUAGGCCCUAGCGUGGCUGUCUAGCGUGUUUGCAAGGCAUUAGCCAGGUGGUAACAUGGCCAGCAGGCGAUGGCGUUAGCCACGCUAGCACCCUACUGUCUGGCGUGUUAGCUAGGCCCUAGCAUGGCUGUCUAGCGUGUUAGCUAGGCCCUAGCGUGGCUGUCUAGCGUGUUUGCAAGGCAUUAGCCAGGUGGUAACAUGGCCAGCAGGCGAUGGCGUUAGCCACGCUAGCACCCUACUGUCUGGCGUGUUAGCUAGGCCCUAGCAUGGCUGUCUAGCGUGUUAGCUAGGCCCUAGCGUGGCUGUCUAGCGUGUUUGCAAGGCAUUAGCAAGGUGGUAACAUGGCCAGCAGGCGAUGGCGUUAGCCACGGUAGCUCCCUGCUGUCUGGCGUGUUAGCCAGGCCCUAGCUUGGCUGUCUGGCGUGUUAGUCAGGCCCUAGCUUGGCUGUCUGGCGUGUUAGCCAGGCCCUAGCUUGGCUGUCUGGCGUGUUAGCCAGGCCCUAGCUUGGCUGUCUGGCGUGUUAGCCAGGCCCUAGCUUGGCUGUCUGGCGUGUUAGCCAGGCCCUAGCUUGGCUGUCUGGCGUGUUAGCCAGGCCCUAGCUUGGCUGUCUGGCGUGUUAGCCAGGCCCUAGCUUGGCUGUCUGGCGUGUUAGCCAGGCCCUAGCUUGGCUAGCCUGGCUAGCUUAGGUGUUAGCGUGGCUGCCAGGCGCUAGGCAGGCAUUUGCAUGGCUGCUGAUCCAGCAUGUUUUGUUUACUAGAUUAUUAGAUGCUGUUUUGCAUUUAUGAAUCAAAUGUUUCCAAAUAAAAUGGAGUGUUGUCUUUGCGAGAAGUGUCCAUCUUGUGGAUGUGUCUGUAUAUUCUGUGCUAAUGAGCUGCAUGCUCCUUGCCAUGGCUGCGUCCAGAGGGAGAUGUGGCCAGAAUUUGAUUCCGACGGUAAACAAAACAAUUCAGGGAGGAAAAAACUUGAGAAUCCCCGUGCAUGGUGUUUGUGUAGGUUUCCUCAUAUAAAAAUGAAGUUUGAUGUUAUGAUGAAUUUACCCUUUGACCACCUCUGUAUCCUUAUGAAAUAAUUGAACUGGUAAGUGCAUGCAUGCAUAGGUGCGUGUGUUUGGCGAGGGGGGUGUGGUGUGCCACAGCCAGUGCACAGCACCGUUAAUGGCUUUUACAUUGAAAACAUGGCAUCAGGAAUGCUAGUUUCUGUUUCUGUGCAGUUUACUUAUAAUGGGGUCGAGUGGACAUUGAACUCUGAUGUUUUACGAAGGUGUCACCUAGUUUAAUACUGAAAUCUUAAACUGACAUUAAAAUGUCAUAUGUCUCUCCUAGUGGAAGUUUAUUUACAUUUUCAAAUGGGUGCAGGCUGUUUGUUUCACAAAAGGUUGUUUGAUAUGUGUAUGGUUUAGUGGGUCAGGCAACAGCAGACAAGGCUUGGUUGUUACUGGCCAUGUUACGAAUGAUGCUGGAUGGAACAGUCACUCCCUUUCAACUUGGACUGGCCAUACUGGUGUGCCUCUGCAAUAUUGUGUGACGUUAUCAAACAGCAAUCACACAUCCUGCAAACAGUACCGAUAAUGGGUGUCAUGGGUUCGCUGGGAGCAGGCUCUCAGUCUCCUUUCUGAUGGACGAUGUCACCUUUGAAAAUUCUUCAGAUUGGGGUCGACAUACUAGCAAUUGUCCCGCCACUUACUGGAGGUGUCCUGCUAGGGUUGGGCUGAGGGUUAGGGUGGCUGUCGCUGAUGUCCCCGUGUGCUUCCCCUGCCCUCACCUUCUGCCCUAAAUGACAUGUUUAUCUCACCUGCACCUAGGGCUAAAAGAUAUGGAGAAAAAUAUCUAAUCCCGGUUUUUAAGAACAUAAGAAAUUUACAAACGAGAGGAGGCCAUUCGGUCUAUCAAGCUCAUUUGAGGAGAACUUAACUAAUAGCUUAGAGUUGUUAAAAUCUUAUCUCUGAUUUAAAGGAACCCGGGGUUUUAGUUUCCGCUACACUAGCAGGAACACGCUGUGUAAAGAAGUGCUUCCUCAAAUUCAUUUUAAAAUGUUCUCCCGCUAAUUUACACCUAUGGCCAUGAGUUCUAGUAUUUAAACUAAUAUUGAAGUAGCCAUUUGGCUGAACAGCAUCCAGACCUGUUAGAAUCUUAUAUACCUGGAUCAUGUUCCCCCUUAGUCUCCUUUGCUCGAAGCUAAACAGAUUCAGCUCAGUUAACCUCUCCUCAUAAGACAUUCCUCUAAGACCAGGAAUCAUUCUCAUAUCCCUACGUUGCACCCUUUCCAAUGUAGCAAUGUCCUUAAGGUAUGGUGACCAAACCUGCACACAGUAUUCUAGGUGGGGUCUUACCAAGGAAUUAUAUAAUCGUAGUAUUACUCUAACAACUACCUGUUCUGCUUCCUGUCAGUUAACCAGUUUUCGU